CGGAGAACACCACACAUGGGAAAUGUGAAUGGCAGGACCUUCGCGAUGGUGGGAGGCGUCCCACCGACCUGAUGUCAUGAACCAGUUGUGCCGAGUCUGCGGCGAACCUGCCGCUGGAUUCCAUUUCGGUGCCUUUACCUGCGAAGGAUGCAAGUCAUUCUUUGGACGAACGUACAACAACCUCGGCUCUAUAUCGGAGUGCAAGAACAACGGCGAAUGCGUCAUCAACAAGAAGAACCGGACCUCCUGCAAGGCCUGCCGCCUGAGGAAGUGCCUCUUGGUCGGGAUGUCCAAGAGCGGCUCCCGCUACGGCCGGAGGUCCAACUGGUUCAAGAUCCACUGCCUCCUCCAGGAGCAAGGAGCGUCUUCCAAAUGGGAGGAGGACAACAACAAUUCCGUCAAGGAAAUGAAGUCACCCAUGUGGCGGCUUCCUCUACCGCCUCCACUCCCGCUCUUCGGAUUUCCGCCUCCGCUGCCGCCGCUCUUUCUGCCCAGGCCGCCAUUGCCUCUCCCGCCGCCACCUCCCAACUCCUUGGACGUCCUCCGGUCCCUGGGUCCUGUUCAAGACACGCCGAUGGAUCUGUCCAGUAGGAAGCGCCAGGAGCAGGAGGAAGGUGCGGAAGAGACGAAAAAGACUCCUCUAGAUCUAACGUGUGUGAAAACCUAGUCUUAGUGUUUUAUUGUUUUCCAUUGUCUCUCUUUUUGUCGGUUCGAUUCUUCUGUCGCGGACUGAAUCGCCCCAUCCAUCAGUCGAGCAGCUACAGUGCUACUGUCGUUGCUGUGAUUGAGUGAUCUGAUCUUCCAGCAGUUCGAGAAGCAUUAACUGCAGAGGAAGGCAACUAUCAUCUUAUUUAAUAUAAAUAUAUGGUUAGGGACAAAUGGUACAAAAUAUAUGCUAUAUUUAAAAUUGUAUUUACAUGUUAAACACUUAUGAAUAUAAUAGAGCAUAAGACAAACAAGGCAAUUAAUAACAAUUGUUUAUUGUCUAGUUGAAUUUAAAAAUUGGUCGUUAAAACAGCAGCCUUCAAGCAUCGUUAUCAACAUUUACAUUGACUUAGCAUAAUUAUAAAAAAAACUGUAUUAAUUUAACUAUAUUGGGAUGAACAAAUCCGAUUUUUAGAUAUCAAUAAAAUAUUUGUAAGAUAUUUAAGUGUAAUAAUUUGAUGUAAGUUAAAUAUAUCUACCAUGAACACAAAAACAUUACACACGUAUACGACAUAACUGAUUCAAUGAAAAUGUGAAAAUUAUUGAAACAUAUUUCGUUCCUAUUAAGUAGAGUAUUUGUCAUAUAAAUUUUAAUAUUCAUGGGCAUUAAAUCACUUUAUAAUUGACGUGUAUAUAUGUGGGUGUUUAUUACGAAUCUAAAACAAUUGCGUGUACAGAAAUCCUUCGUUACAUAGUGAGAUACAGUAAUAUGCUCAUCAAGGCUAUCGAUAAAAUGAUGAUUGCAUAAAAACACAUUUCAAAAUGUUUUAAUUUCAAUGAAUACAAACAUUUAUUUUUUUUCAGCAAAAAUUUGUCAUGUGAUGCAAUCAGCAUUAGAUGGAAAACAAUAGAUUCAUGAUAUCUAUUAAAUUUUUAUCGAUGUGGCUCUCAUGAAUUUUGAUCUCUUUUAAUUGAUUUCAAUUUCUCAAUUUUAAUGGAAUUACAACCUUGGAUUGCAUCAGCAUGGCUCUAUUUUAACUGGUUUGGUCUAUGAAGGUGAUCAUCAAUCAAAGCGAUAAAAUUAACCUGAAAUUGGCGUUUUUUAAUCGAUGGCGAACAAGAUUGAAAAACAACUUUUAAAAAAGCUUUUUUCACGCCAGCACUAAUAUUUUCUCAUUAAUAUUAAAGCUAACUGAUUUAAUUUAUUAAUUUCGGAAAUUUAACGAUUUAC
This is a messenger RNA of Nezara viridula (southern green stink bug), 1876 nucleotides long. Lineage: Eukaryota; Metazoa; Arthropoda; Insecta; Hemiptera; Pentatomidae. The record is from the annotation of a GenBank genome assembly.